UUCCACUAGCUGGAUGAAUGCUUUAAAUAGAUUAGUCAGGUGCUGCAGGUGCUGCUGUAUCACAGAAGAAUCAGCACUAGUUGCAAAAUAUUACGUCCUUCCCCGUCAGACAGUCAGAAAUGGCUGAUCUACUCAAAGGCAUAAAUCUCAUUGAGACUCUUAAAGAGUCGAUGGAGAGCAACAAGUUUUCUGAUGUAAAGGACGCCGUUGAAGAUCUUCUUAUCAGUAGGAUCAACCUUGCUGUCGUUGGGGAGCGUGGAGAUGAAAAAUUCUCCCUUAUUAACUCCCUUCAUGGCCUUGGACCUGAGGAUGAAGGUUCAGCCCCUUCUCAAUCUCCUGUCACCCCAGAGGAAGUAGGUGGUUACCCAAAUCCCAAACACCCAGACUUCCGUCUUUGGGAUCUGCCACCUGUCCCAAUCACAUCCCCAUUUGAACCAGAGGGAUACAUAAGUAGAUAUAAGUUCCUUCGUUAUAAUGCUGUCUUUAUGACGUUUACACAAAUCAUACAACCAAACUGCGUGGAGGUUUUUUUGGAGGCUCUUUCACUGCAGCAGAAAACAGUGUAUUUUGUUCUCUUAGGUUCCAUGAAAGACACAGAUAAGAGUUUGGAAGAAAAGAGGAAAGCAAGUCUGGAGGUACUGAAAUCACAGGGUGUGAAACAGCCUAAAAUCUACCUGGUUAGACCUUUGAAUCUUGAGAAGUUAGACUUUCCUGGCCUCUUGGUAGAUGUUACCAAAGACCUUCCUGAGAUCCGGGCUCACGCCCUUCUUCUGGCAUUACCCACACUCACCCCAACACUGGUUACUCUGAAAAAGGAGGCGUUUAAAGCACUCAUAUGGGCAGCUGCCUCCCUAUCCGGUGGGAUGUCAGCCAUUCCUGUUCCCCUUGUGGCAUCUAUGGUGGACUCGAGCAUUGCAGUGCGGAUUUUAACAAAAGCCCAGAUAUCUCUGUGCGUUGAUGAUGAAUCGAUCGAGCGAACGGCUCGACAGCGGCACCUGGAACCAACAAGGCUUAAAGAACUGCGAACUUGUGCGUUGUCAGUUGAGGUCACUAAAGGGGAAGUUAAAAGAAGACUUGCUGCAGCUGAGAAGGACUUGGCUACCGUUUCGUCAAAGUUAGUGGAAAUGGCGCUGCCUAGACAUGCGCGUUUGGCCAGCCGCUCCUUCACUGCCAUGCUGCAAGCUUUAAAUGGUGCUAUUGAUGAAAUGGCUGCUGAUGCUGAGAAAAUAGUGGCAGCUGCAGUGGAGGGGGGGAAAUAAAGCAACCGUAUUUAACUAUGUGAGCUGUUUUCUGUGUAGUGAAACACCACUUUUAUAAUAUAAGAUGUUCAUUUACUGUUGAGAAAUUAAAGAUUGAGCAAAGGAAAUAUUCUUCAAUUGCUGCUUGGUGUUAGAUGUUGGUUACCCAAAUAAUCCAAAUAUAAAAAUGUAUCAAAAUAAAUUUACCAAUAAAUUAUGAGCAACAAAGUGAAA
Cyprinodon tularosa is the source of this 1472-nucleotide messenger RNA. It is a transcript of the gene irgq2, whose product is annotated as immunity-related GTPase family, q2. The coding region runs from base 120 to 1259 and encodes 379 amino acids. Gene Ontology annotation, cellular component: membrane. The record is from RefSeq and is a predicted model, not a curated record. The transcript has 2 exons. Lineage: Eukaryota; Metazoa; Chordata; Actinopteri; Cyprinodontiformes; Cyprinodontidae. Gene Ontology annotation, molecular function: GTP binding.